AUGUCGACUCCACCACUUCAUUCGACUCCACCACCUCAUUCGGAGAGCUCCCAAGAUCAGGGCACUUUGACGUCCAUAACGGCUUCCAACUCCCUUCUGGAUCUCCUCGCUGGUGCUCCUGGUCGUGUCACUUCUCCCACUGCCUCAUCUGCCGCCGCCUCGAAUCCACUUGCAUCUUCGAACUCCAAGGACUCCGUUUCUCCUACUUCGCCCUCAUCCGCACCUGAAAAGGAUCCGCAAAGCCUCCCAACCUCGUCCACAACCAUGGCUGGCCCUUCGCAGCAGCAACGUUUGCAGGAUGUCAAUUCCCUCAUGCAGCAGUUCAUGACUCCCACAUCGUCCUUCCCCCCUCCUUCUAGCGGUUCCCAAAGCGCCGACGACAAGGUCUCCAACCAAGCCUCGUUCGGCGACGAGUCGAGGCUGUCGCGACCCGUGCUCCUCAACAAAGCCCUCCAGCUGCCUCCUUCGCCUCCCAGUUCUGUCAGCAGCCUCGCCGGCGCCAAGAAUCGUCAGACCUCGUCAGGCUCCCGCUCGCCCAUCAUCCACACGCCCGCAUCUUUUGAUGAAGAAUUGCCCAAGUCCCAUAUUGCUUCUCUGCCUGCAUUGAAUGCAUCCGCUCAAGCGGCUUCACCUCCAGCACCCACACCUUCGAACAAGACACCUUUCGACUUUGUUAGUCCGUUCGAUAUGCUUGCUCAGCGCGAUGACGAGCUCACACCGCAGCCAGCCCAUGCUCAAGCGCAGCCGGCACUCCCAGAAUCGUCGACCCAAUAUCCUGUUCAGCAGAAAAAUGCCUACGAGGCUGCCAACGCAGGUAUUGCGAGCUUGCUGCGAAAGCUUUCGGCAUCAGCAGUGGCAAACAAGUCUUCACAGCAGUCGAGUCCACCCGUCAAGGCCGCAGCUCCGACCGACAACGUUGUGCGAACAGCAUCAGGGAACGACAAGCCCGCUCAGCCAUCUGCAGAGCCUUCAACCAGGUCAGCCGGCUCCAGUUCAACACCUACACAAUUCCGGAAGCCCCCACCCUACCCUGCCGCGCUCAAGUCUCCAGACAAGCAGCACCAUGCUUCUCGUCACGUUGCGGUCCUCAGCCAGAACGAUGCUUUCGACGACCCCACAUCUUCGGGUCUCUCGGUCCUCUCCCCCUCUCGCUCGUCCAGCGCACCCAGCAUCGCCACACUCGACCUCAGCGCUGAGCAACCAGGUGGCCUCUCGAGUUUGCGACACACUAAGGUCGAAACAUCGGGCGUGGCCCUCAUCCCUUCUCCCUUCCACUUCACCUGCAGCGUAUCUGCCGCAGGUCUUCUACCAGCUUCUCGCAUCGCCAACUUACGUCACAAUGUUGCCUGCUACGCCAUGUCCAAGGGCAAGGCGAGGCUCAUUCACAUCGGCACUGGAGCCAGGCUGCUCGUACAGGCGCCGAGCAAAGGUGCGAUCCGCUCGAUCGCAGCGUUCCAGUCCACGGAGAACGACGACACCUUCCUCCUCGCUGCACUUGUGGAAUCAACGAAGAACGGCUCAGAUGAAGGCGUUGUCAUUUGGAAGGUACCUUCCUCGUUCGUGCUGGAAGGCAAGGAAAGUCCAGAUCCUACUUUACUUCGUCGCAUUACUGCCGACCCCGUCAACGGAUCUUUUGCUCAUCGCUUCACUGCCAUCGUCUGGCAUCCUACCGAGCCAAAGCUCGCCAUCUCUACCAGCGACAGUAGCAUCAUUCUUGUCGAUGUCUCACAGCAGCUUUCAUCCUCCUCGCAGGCACAUUCGCUCUCCGAGGCGGAUGUGCAAUCGCAGAGCGAGCUUGUACCUCACGACGAGUCCUUGGCUGCUUUUGCUUUCACUCCCGACGGUUCCAUGUUGACUACCGUCUCGACGCCCAUGGAGGGUGACCUCUCAUGGACUUUGACUUUCAAGUCACUCGGUGGCACUAGAGCCAAAUUGACUUUCCCUAUCGAGUCGCCACUGCAAGAACCAAUGACUGUCAGCCAUCUCUCCUUUGCCACCGGCUCAAGCAACGGCAGCAAGGACAAAGUUGGAGACGAUGACUCAACGGUCAUCCGAGCUGUCGUCGUUGGCUUCAAGUGCAACACCGUCCUUGGUCUUUACGAUCUUGGCUCACGCUCGUUCAAGCAUGUAUGGAAGUUUGAAGUGCCUCCUCACCCGUCUGCUGCUGGUGAAGAACAUUUCAAUCUCGUUCAGUUUGACACGCAAAGCAGCGCGCUGUUGGUUUGCAACAGCUUCCGCUCAUCCAUCUUUGCCGUGCCAGUCGAGUUCCAGCCGCUUCCAUCGGCAGACGACGACUCGCUUUCAGCUCGACUCGAGAAAGGCCUGCUACCCUGGAGCAUUCAGCUGUCGUAUCCAAUCCACGAGUACGCCUUGCAGGAUCCAUGCACGUCUUUGACGAUCAGCACAAAUCCCAAGGAGUCCGCCGAGCCUUCAAGGCUCUUUGUCGCCUUCCCAGAGGGUGUCAGUGUAGUUCAGCUCCGCAAUACCGAGCUGGUCCCAGGAGCGGGAGAAGAAGCAACUGUCACAGAGCCUGACAAGCAAGCGUCGAAGCCUGUCCCAGAUCAGGUGCAAGCAGUCUCAGCAACAGCAUCCGAGCCGACACCCGAACAAUCAUCCCGGACCGAAUCGCUGGCGACUCCAAGCAAAUCUAGCAAGAGAAAAGGCAAGAAGCAAAAAGCUGCCGCCGCCAAGGCGCAGGCCGAGGAGGCAGCUUCUAGCAAGGCAAACGAGCCAGAAGCGCCCUUGAAGAGCUCUGAGGCUGCCGUCGAAACUGGCGUUGUGGCUGUACCUGAAAGCCAGCAAAGUCGGCCCGAGGCCCCAGCAACCACGCGCAAGGAAACUACAGCCGCAGCCGCAGCCUCAAAAUCGAGCACGUCUCCGACCAUCUCUGCUGUUCCCGCGCAGUCGACUGUCCCCGAAGCCACUCUCUCGUCCGGCGCUGUCAACGCAGCUCUUUCGGACAUCGUUAGUUCCGCCGUUCACCACGCCAUCUCGGCCAACCUCGCUUCGGGCUUCCAGCAAUCGAUCGAGAACACCAUUCCGCAGCAACUUGAGCGGCUCAUCACUUCCACGGAGCUCAAGGCCGAGCUCACUCGCAGCAUUGCGCAUACCAUCCUGCCUGCAGUGCAGCGCACCGCCAUGGAAGUCGUCAGCCGUGUGCUUGCGCCUCAUUUUGAAGACGUCAUGAUGACGGUCUCUGAACGAGUCGAGCGCGCCAUUGUCUCGGAAAUCACCAACGUCAGGAAAACGUUGGUCGCAGAGCAAACCGAUUCGUUCAACGAGACGGAGAAGGUGGUCAAGGCAAUCCAGAGUCAAGUCCGAGACGUACUCGAGCAAGUCAAGGAACUCAACUCUCGUCCAGCUAACAAGGUUGUCGAGCUUCAAAGCCAGGGCGCCUUCAAGUCGAACGGUACGCCUCUCGCCACUGCAGAUGAGUUGUCCGAGGUCGAGGCCACACCGGCAGUCACUGCUCGUGAUUCGUCCGCAUCAAAACCUACCCAGGUUGAGACUAAUAGCAAGACCGGCCGCGCUACUCGCAAGGAAGCCUGUCUCGCUCCCGCUCAACUCCCGACCAAGUGCCGCCUGCCUGAACGCGUUGCUGUCAUUGGCGCUGGCCCCGUCGGAUGCCUUGCUGCUCUUGCUUUUGCUCAGCGUGGUUGCAAGGUUGACAUCUUCGAAUCGCGACCCGAUCCACGCACGCAUGAGGCGGUCGCCCGUGCCUCGCAGCGCAGCAUCAACCUUGCCCUCUCCACUCGCGGUAUCACCGGCCUGCGCAGUGUCAGCCUCGUCGGUCUUGGCAAAUUCGCUCACACUGGCGAGGACCUCGCCGAUUUGGUCCUGCAGGACUCGGUACCAAUGAGGGCUAGGAUGAUCCAUGUGGUCACCAAGCGCGCGACGUGCGACAAAGAGGCCGAGGUCAAGGAACUGAGUCAGCUAUACAGUAACAAAGGCGAAAGCAUCAAUUCGGUGGAUCGAGGCAGACUCAACAAUAUUUUGCUCGACCACGCCCUCAUGCACCCCAAUGUUGACGUGCACUUCGAGCACAAGCUGCAGACCGUCGACUUUGAUCAUGAUACUCGAUCAGCUGCGAAGGGAGGCGCCAUAACGGCUACCAAAGGCGUUGCUGCAAAGAAGCUGGCAAGGGGCACAAUUGCAAAUGGCGGAGAGUCUUCCGGCGACGAACUGACCCGUCGCAGCGGCAAGAAGCAGGCGGCCAGCAAACGUAACGGCGGUCCACAGCAAAGCUCUGCUGGCGCAUAUGCCUUCGAUCGUGUCCGGCUCGACUUUGACGUGCACAGCAACAACCAGCGCAUCCCCAAGACAUCCAGCACGCAGUAUGCCUCGUUUGUCGUCGGCUGCGAUGGUGCGCACUCUUCAAUUCGCUCCGCCAUGGGUAGCCUCAUCCGCAUGCACUACACGCACAACUACAUCGACACUGGCUACGUCGAGCUCUCGAUCCCGGCUCGCACUUCGCUAUCCUCGGGCUCGCGCAUACGCGGCUCCGGGGGAGUCGAUGGCAAGCCUGGCGGACAUGACGCCUUCCACCUCGACCCCAACCAUCUCCAUAUCUGGCCACGACACUCGUUUAUGCUCAUCGCGCUGCCCAACUUGGACGGCAGCUUCACCUGCACGCUUUUCGCACCGUUCAAAAUGUUUGCUUCGGAGCUCUCGACGCGAGAAGGCAUCUUGGCCCUUUUCCGAGAGCAUUUCCCAGACGCACUGCCUUUGAUCGGAGAGGACAAGCUGAUCGAGUGUCUCACCACUCGCCGAGCCAGCGCGUUGGGUAGCGUCCAGUGCGACCCGUACCACUACAAGGACCGAGCUGUUCUGAUCGGCGAUGCGGCCCAUGCAAUGCUGCCUUUUUACGGCCAAGGUCUCAACUGUGGAUUCGAAGAUGUUCGCGUCAUGUUUGACAUCAUCGACGGCAACGAGACGCUGGAAGAUGCCCUCGACACGUACACCAAGCAACGUCAUCCGGACUUGGUAGCCAUCCUGCAGUUGGCAGAACAGAACUACCGCGAGAUGGCCCAUUCGGUCGUGUCCUGGCCUUACCUGAUGCGUAAGAAGCUGGACGGUCUGCUCAUGUCCGUUCUGCCUUCUAGCAUGUGGAGCAGUCUCUACGCCAUGACGACGUUCAGCAACUUACCUUACUCGACCGUGGUCAAGACGGAGAAACGCCAACAGAGCAUCAUCAGCAAUGCUGUGCUGACCACCGUUGUUGGUAUCAUGGCGAGUGCUGUGGUGGGUGUGUACAGGACCCGAAGUGUUUGGCAGCCUGUGACCCAGAGGUGGAUUGAUGCGGUUCAACGCAAAGCUUAG
This is a messenger RNA of Sporisorium graminicola, 5319 nucleotides long. RefSeq lists its product as uncharacterized. Bases 1 to 5319 code for a protein of 1772 amino acids. NCBI's taxonomy places the organism in Eukaryota, Fungi, Basidiomycota, Ustilaginomycetes, Ustilaginales, Ustilaginaceae. Gene Ontology annotation, cellular component: mitochondrial outer membrane. The transcript has a single exon. Gene Ontology annotation, molecular function: kynurenine 3-monooxygenase activity; NAD(P)H oxidase H2O2-forming activity; protein binding. The record is from RefSeq and is a predicted model, not a curated record. Gene Ontology annotation, biological process: L-tryptophan catabolic process; NAD+ metabolic process; quinolinate biosynthetic process.